AUUAACUUCUGUCCUUGAAUAAAUGAAUACUUAAGGGUAGCCCAAGUUCCUUGAGAGAGCACCUGAUAGCGGAUGCUUGUGGUAAACCAUGGCAGCUGAUGAUAAGGUUGCCAUUCUAACUGAUGAUGAAGAAGAACAGAAGAGGAAGUAUGUGCUUGCUGAUCCUUUCAAUGGCAUUUCCAAGGAUCAGGACUUACCACCCCAUAAUGAAUCCCCAUCAACAGAGACAACUGCUGCCCCAGAGGAAGAGCUCGACUGGUUGGAAAAGCACUGCGUCAAGAUAAACAAUGACCUUCUGAUCUCAAAGGUCUUUUAUUUUUUCUUCUAUUCUGCUUAUGGCUCUCUCUACCCCUUGCUGCCUGUGUAUUACAAGCAGCUGGGAAUGUCACCCAGUCAGAGCGGACUUCUGGUGGGCAUCAGGUACUUUAUUGAGUUUUGCAGUGCUCCCUUCUGGGGAGUGGUGGCAGAUCGUUUCAAGAAAGGGAAGAUAGUCCUCCUGUUCUCACUUUUAUGUUGGGUUUUAUUUAACCUGGGGAUUGGAUUUGUUAGACCAGCCACCUUAAGAUGUGUACCAAAGGGCUUUCCCCCAGCACAUCCCACCAACGCAAGCAGCCUUUUAACAGCAGUUCCACAAAACACCUCCAUGUCUUCUCCACUGCCCACAGCCACUACUGCACCCCCAAAAGUUCGUGGGAAGAGAGACCUGCUCACUUCUAGUCCAACCACUUCUGAAACAGCAGGGACACCUAAUCCUGAAAUAAUUUCCCUGCUACCUACACAGAGCAGUGAUUUGGAGUUUGUCUUGGAGAACAGUACCCAUUUGAUCUUGAAGAACACCACCCUUAGCCCAGUCUCACUGAGGAACAUGACUCCAAGUAGCACCUCAGCUGCCAUCACCACAAAGCCGAUGCCUUCUGACCAAGCCGUGCUGGUUUAUGACCAACAAGAAGUAGAAGCCAUCUUUCUGCUCAUUCUGCUGGUUGUCAUCAUAGGAGAAUUUUUCAGUGCUUCCUCUGUUACUAUUGUGGACACUGUAACUCUGCAGUACCUUGGCAAGCACAGGGACCGGUAUGGGUUGCAGCGCAUGUGGGGCUCUCUGGGCUGGGGGCUGGCCAUGCUCUCCGUGGGGAUUGGCAUUGACUACACCCAUACAGAAGUUGCCAUCGAAGGUCAAGGAUGUAAAGCCCCCGAGUACAAGAACUACAGGAUAGUCUUCAUCGUUUUUGGUGUUCUGAUGACAAUGGCAUUAAUUGUGGCCACCCAGUUCCGAUUUCAUUACUCGCACUUCAAGCAAGAUGAAAACAAGAGGAAAGAGGUAGAAAUCUCACAGGCAGACAGAAGUGCCUCCAACGACUCCUCUGAUAACACUCCCACCAGUGUCAGCCAGUCCCAGUCUUUCAGUUUUUGGGACCUCAUAAAGCUGCUGUGUAGUAUCCAGUACGGCUCAGUGCUCUUUGUGGCAUGGUUCAUGGGGUUUGGAUACGGCUUUGUGUUCACCUUUCUUUACUGGCACUUGGAAGACCUGAAUGGCACCACCACUCUUUUUGGAGUUUGUUCUGUGCUCAGUCAUGUCUCUGAGCUGACUGCCUACUUCUUCAGCCACAAACUGAUUGAAUUGGUUGGCCAUAUCAGAGUGCUGUACAUUGGCCUUGCCUGCAACACAGCUCGAUACAUUUACAUCUCCUACCUGGAAAACGCCUGGACUGUUCUCCCGAUGGAAGUGCUUCAAGGUGUCACACAUGCAGCUAUAUGGGCAGCUUGUAUCUCCUACCUUAGUGCAGCAGUGCCACCAGAGCUGAGGACAUCAGCCCAGGGAAUCCUCCAAGGGCUCCACCUGGGCCUGGGCAGAGGAUGCGGUGCUAUGGUUGGAGGAGUUCUGGUCAAUUACUUUGGUCCUGCUGCCACAUUCAGAGGAAUAGGGAUGGCUUGUUUAGUGAUCCUUCUGCUGUUUGCACUGAUCCAGUGGAUGUUGGUUCCUGAUGAAGAAGAAGAAAAGACAAUGCUGGCAGAAAGGAUCCCAGUGCCUUCCAGUCCUGUUCCCAUAGCAACUAUUGACCUUGUGCAGCAGCAAGCAGAAGAUAUCAUGCCUCGAACUGAGCCCAGACUCCCUCUAAAGAAAACAAAACACCAGGAAGAGCAAGAGGAUGUGAACAAGCCUGCCUGGGGCAUCAGCUCUUCUCCUUGGGUCACCUUAGCUUAUGCUGUCUACCAGAUAAAAGAGAUGGUUAAACUGUCCAAAACCAAUCCAACGCCUGAGAAUCAGCCUUUGCAGAAAACCAGUGAGAACUGCAGCGCUUCAUCACCCACCUCAGCAAGACAACCCCCAAGUCCAACAGACUCUGGGCAGCCCAGAACUUGCUCAGCACCAACACCUCCAGCCACAUCCGACCCCCACGCAGACGGCGACCGCGCUGCCUUGGAUCGUGCUGCUCAGCCUGCUGCUCCAGGGCCCUGAGGGGCCCUCACCUUAUCAAAUCCCCUGCAUGGAAUUCUGCUUCUCACCUGGGAAAACGCUGGAGUAGGAGCUCAAAAGUAGGACUUCCUUCAUCUUAACGAUCAUAAUGUGAUGCAGUGCAAGCUUUUAACUAUAUAAAGAAUAUUCAUAUGACUACACAGAGCAACAUGAGCAGGGAAGCCAAAAGUUUGGAGUUCUAGAGGGAAGUGCUGUGGCUGGAUCUGACAGCAGGAAGAAUUCUUGGCUGCCUUGCUGAAGCUGAGUCAAGCACUAUAAGAUUGCUUUGCAGCCUGUAGAAGAAGGGGAGUUCACUCCUCACUCAUCGAGGCACAGAGUGUCUUACUUCGAUUGAGUGAUUUUUCUUUUUUUUUUCUUCUUCUUGUUUGAAUUUGCUCCACAGACAAAAUUAAAAGACUUUUUAGGAGAGAAACUGAGUUUCCCUGCAUCAUCUGUUACAAAAUCUCAGCUCCAUUAAAUACAGGAACAGCACGAAACUGUCUCUGCAAAGAUUUCUCAGCAACAGAGUAGCUACAGGAAGCAUUCUGGUGAUGGAUGGAGUCACACACAGAGACGUAUUCAGAGUAUGAUUGUGAAGCUAAGGUUAUCUUGUUUGAGAUCAAGGUUUAGUUCUGCAAAGCCAAGGUUUGGAACUGGAGGGAGGCUUCUGAAGAUGGUCACCUCUAUGCUCACAGCCCUUGGCUGGGGCACAGGUUGUGUGCAUUGGGGUCAUUUUAGGUUUGAUGCUGUGUUGGGAGUAGAAUCUUUGCUCAGGAUUGCACAGCCCAAGACUGAUGAAGGGUUUCAAUGGACAGGCUGCCGUUUGGGGUUUUAUUUCAUCAUCUAGACAAUGGUUUAUUUAAUGCAGUGUGGUUACUGUGGUUAUUUAUUAAGAAAACUGUAAGCUUUAAGUGCCUAGGGAAGGUGGGGGGUAGGGAGGAAUCAUUAGGAUUAUAGAGGCAAAGCUGCAGAGCAGAGUGGGAGAUUCUCAGGAGGAAGCAAGUGUAAGUCAGCUGCAGUACGUUUAGGAAAUUGCUUUGCCUGAUGUCCAGACACUGGAAGACUUUGGAUGCUGUUGUUUUGCAGCCAGCUGACUGGCUGGAGCAUGGUGACAGCUGCUGCUGGAGGGGAAUGCUUGGGCUCAGGGAGGAGUCAGGAGUGUUUAGUCAGGAGUGUUUUGGCCCUUUAGCUUUCAUUAAGAGCUGUUUCCCAGGAGAUUCUGUGCACUCAGCUCCUACAGGACUGCAUGUGGCUCAGCCCUCCUUGAAGUCAGAUCUAUGUAUCAGGGAAGGUGUGUGGUGGGGCUGUGCUGUGAUCCAGAGGCAGGACUAACGGGAGCAUGGGGUCAGGAGAGAGGAAGCAGGAGAGAGCAGCAAAGCAGGAGACAUCCUGCACGUUGCCAUCCAGCUAGCUCGAUGGAAGGGGUAUCCCAUAGCCGUGCUUUAGCUGUGCUUUUAGAACAACCCAUGUUCUGGUGGUGCCUGGGACCAACACCAUAGACAAGAAGAAACAUUGAUGACUAGCCACUAGUUACUUUUUUUGCACUCAAACUUAAAUGUACUGUACUCAUAUAAAUCCUCAUGACUUGUCUAAGUGUCCUUUAAAAUCAAAAUGUAUUUAUUGUAUCUUUGUAUAUCUGGGGGGGAGAGCUAAAGGCUGAACAGGUGACAGGAUGGAAGGAUGCUAGGAAUCAUGGAGGCAAAGCAAGCACCUGUUGAGUUGCUGCUGUGUUUCCUGGGCUGCUGGUGCAGAGCAGCUGGGUGGAAGAAGCUUGCCCGCGGUGCUGCCACCUCGGAAUCGAGUGUUUGAAAUGCCUGCUCCUGGGGGAAUUUUUUGUCGUUCUGUGUUGCGCAACGAACGUGUUCACCUGGGGUCUGGUAUCUGUGACACUGUACAAG
Molecule: messenger RNA, 4350 nt
Organism: Indicator indicator
Lineage: Eukaryota; Metazoa; Chordata; Aves; Piciformes; Indicatoridae
Gene: MFSD6
Product: major facilitator superfamily domain containing 6
Exons: 7
Coding region: 89-2455 (788 amino acids)
Biological process (GO): antigen processing and presentation of exogenous peptide antigen via MHC class I
Cellular component (GO): plasma membrane
Source: RefSeq, a predicted model, not a curated record